CAAACAUGGAGCAGCCCACAUGAAGAAGCAUGUGGAGUUUAUAUUCCUGCAAUAUGUUCUUUGGAGGACCAAUUUUCCAGGUCCCUGGGAGAUGAAGCAUUAACCACAUGACAUUUUUGUUUCAACAAGUGCUGUGUCAGUGUUGCUUUGUGUGAAGUACAGAUAUUCAUUUCCUCACCUCACCAUGUCGGCUGCGACAAGUGCCCUGACUCCGGCAACCCUAAGUCCUCCCCAGCUGGAGGAGAAGCCAAAGGGAAAAUCCCUGUUCCAGCUGGGCUCACUCUUUGCUAACAGGAGUGAGAAAUUUGUGAUUGCUCGCAGUGACAGUUUGCCAGAGGAGAAUGUCCUGAAAAUCACAAUCACAGAGACCACAGUCAUCGAAUCCGACCUGGGCAUCUGGAAUUCUCAUGCUCUCAUCUACCUCACUUUGUGGUUUUUCUUCAGCUUUUGCACUCUGUUCCUUAACAAAUACAUUCUGUCCUUGCUGGAGGGAGAGCCCAGCAUGCUCGGUGCUGUUCAAAUGCUUUCCACCACCUUCAUUGGCUGCAUCAAGAUGUUUGUUCCAUGCUGUCUGUACCAGCACAAAACCCGCAUCUCCUAUCCCCCCAAUUUCAUCAUGAUCAUGCUCUUUGUGGGAUUAAUGAGAUUUGCAACAGUGGUCCUGGGCCUGGUCAGCCUGAAGAAUGUGGCAGUUUCAUUUGCAGAAACUGUGAAAAGCUCUGCUCCUAUUUUCACUGUCAUCAUGUCCCGGAUGAUUUUGGGGGAAUACACUGGAUUGCCGGUGAAUCUCUCUCUGAUCCCUGUGAUGGGAGGGCUGGCUCUGUGCACUGCCACUGAAAUCAGCUUCAACAUCCUGGGCUUCUCUGCAGCUCUGUCCACCAACAUCAUGGACUGUUUGCAAAAUGUCUUUUCCAAAAAACUACUCAGUGGAGAUAAAUACAGAUUUUCAGCCCCAGAGCUUCAAUUCUACACAAGUGCUGCUGCUGUGAUUAUGCUUAUUCCAGCUUGGAUAUUUUUCAUGGACGUCCCUGUGAUUGGGAAAAGCGGGAGGAGCUUCAGCUACAACCAGGAUAUUGUCAUUCUCCUCCUGAUAGAUGGAGUCCUCUUCCACCUGCAGAGUGUCACAGCCUAUGCCUUGAUGGGGAAAAUUUCUCCUGUGACUUUCAGCGUUGCCAGCACUGUCAAACACGCCCUGUCCAUCUGGCUCAGCAUCAUCGUCUUUGGGAACAAGAUCACCAGCCUGUCAGCCGUGGGCACUGUCCUGGUCACCAUGGGGGUCCUGCUCUACAACAAGGCCAAGCAGCACCAGCAGGAGACCCUGCACAGCCUGGUCAUAGCCCCACAGUCCCUGCCAGGGCCCACUGAGGACACCGAGCCUCUGAUCUCCAAGGAUUUGGAACCCUAUGAUUAAUGUGGCUCAUUAUCCUGCCAACCAAGAGAGGGUCCAAGGAAAUCCUUCUGGAUGUGGUUUUUCCUUUGAUUCCUUUGAGUUCCUGGCAAGUCUUGCCCAGGACUUGAAGCAGGAAGGAGCUGGGAAGAAUCCAAGAAAGCCUUGGGAAUCUUAUGCCCCAAAGAGAGGACCUGGAAUGUAAAUGUGGAUUUUGUUGUCUUUUCUCGACUGGAAAUCAUGUCCAAGCUUGUGUUAGUGAAAGAAUUUUGGUGUCUUGUGGGAAAACAAUUCCUGUCUCCCUCCCCAUCCAAAUAAUGUGAAAAUGUGGCCCCACACUGAAUUCUGCUGGCAGAGGGAUGGAAUUGGUGCCUCGUGGAAAUUCCCAGUUGUUGCUCUGUAUUUCCUGCAUCCUCUGUCAUUCCUGUGUGGUGUAGAGAUGGAAGAGGUCCAAGGCAGGGAUCUUCCCACUCUGCUCUGCUCUGGGGUGGCCUCAAGGAUCUCAAGCCCUAAGGAAUUUUUGGGCCCCCGAAACCUGCCAGAGCUCUGGGAGCAUUUGGACAGCACAAGAUGGGAUUUUGGGGUGUCUGUGCAGGGCAGGAGUUGGACUGGAUGAUCCUUGUGAGUCCCCUCCAACUCAGGAUAUUCCAUCAUUCUAAGAGGGAUUAGAAUUCCCACCUUUCUCUCCCAAAAAACCAACUUUUUAGGUUUGGUUGAAGCAAACUAUGGGUAAUGAGCUCUGGUGAGCACCAACUGCUGACUACAAAUCCAGGAUUUGUAGAGGUUUUCCUCCUAAAUUGUAACGUGGGAAUAUCACAUUCCAAUGGUUUACUGACAAAACUGACAUGCAAGUGUUCACACACAUACCCUUUGUAAAUGGAGUGUUGAAUUCAAUACUUGUAGUUGCUUAGAGGUAAAAAAACACCUGAAAAUUGUGGUGAGAAAAGAAGCAGAAUAUCUGUAUUUCUAUAAGAAACCAUUUUGUUGUUUUAAUUUCAUUUUCAUGAGGAAAGAAAUUUAUGGGGUAUUUUAUAUUAUUUCUAAGAGUGCAGCAAAAGGCUGCCUUUUAGAAACUCAGGGUUAUGAGUCUGACCUGCAUGUAAAAUAUCUAAUUUCUCAUUAUGUAAAGAAAUCUCAGAGGCAUCUGUGACAGAUGGAAGGGAGGAAUAUUAACCAUAAACUGAGGCAAAUCUUUAUUUCUGCUGCUUGUAAGUUUCUUUUUUUUUAAAGGACAUUUGUUUUUGUGGUAGAUCAAAGGUUAAAAGUUAACUUUCCUUUUCAAAAUUCUGAAGAACAGACAUUUUUUUUUGGCAAAAAAAGCGCACAUGUAGCUACAAAAACAUUCACAUGGGCUUUUUGGAAACAAAACUUAAGUUAAAAUGAGUGGAUUUUAAUAAUUGCCACCCUUCUGGGAGGUUGGAGCAUGGAUAUAUAGUGGGUCUUUAUGCUAUAAAUAAUGGCUAACAGGAAGUUACCAGUGGAAUUCCUGUAAAAUUACAUUUACACUUGUGAUUACAUUUCCACACCUAAGUGGCUGCCUGGGGCAGAUUCCCCAAAGAUCUGUGGAAAGGAAAUACCAAUUUUAGCAUUCUUGUGUAUGUGACACAUCUGUGGUAUUUCAUUUUCUUUUGUAUUCCAGUCACUUUUAUAAAAGCUAUGGACUGUGGCGUGCUGCUCUGUGGGAUUUUUUGUUUGUUUUCUGCCAAAUACACUGAGAUUUUUC
Pseudopodoces humilis (Tibetan ground-tit) is the source of this 3110-nucleotide messenger RNA. It is a transcript of the gene SLC35E2B, whose product is annotated as solute carrier family 35 member E2B. NCBI's taxonomy places the organism in Eukaryota, Metazoa, Chordata, Aves, Passeriformes, Paridae. The record is from RefSeq and is a predicted model, not a curated record.